Messenger RNA from Branchiostoma floridae (Florida lancelet), 640 nucleotides. RefSeq names its product receptor-interacting serine/threonine-protein kinase 4-like. Gene Ontology annotation, molecular function: ATP binding; protein kinase activity. The record is from RefSeq and is a predicted model, not a curated record. Gene Ontology annotation, biological process: protein phosphorylation. Bases 38 to 640 code for a protein of 200 amino acids. The transcript has 4 exons. Lineage: Eukaryota; Metazoa; Chordata; Leptocardii; Amphioxiformes; Branchiostomatidae.
GACAUCUGACGACAAUCUGCCGAUCAUAGACAGCGGGAUGUUGCGGGGACAGGACUGGAUCGGACAGGGCGGGUUCGCCAGCGUCUGUAAGUCCUGGCACAGGGAGUGGAGGAUGAACGUCGCGGUCAAGUUCAUCAGCAAGCUGGAAAUGGCGGCAAGUGAACAACAGCUGCUGUACUCCGAAGCCCGGAAGCUAAAGGCUGCCAGCGUGUCCCCCUACAUUAUCGAGUUGUACGGAGUGUGCCUCAGGCCGCACUUCGCGCUGGUCAUGAGCUACAUGGAGAACGGCUGUCUGGGCUCGCUGCUGCGUCAUGUGGAUGUUCCCUGGGCGCUUAGGUGGAGAAUGACGUAUGAGAUCUCCCUGGCCAUGAACUUCCUGCACUGCCUGGACCCGCAGAUUCUCCACUGUGACCUGAAGGCCGCAAAUGUCCUGCUGGACGACGACUAUCAUGUCAAAAUAACUGACUUCGGCCUGUCCAAGUGGAAGAGCAGGUCCCUGGUGCUGACCACCGUCAGUCCCAUGGGGACCACCAUCACACACGCCCCGCCGGAGUUCCUCAAGGACGUCAACCGUCUGCCUGAUGCUUCUUUUGAUGUGUACAGGUGCGAAACUUCACUACAGCAUCAUGAUCACUUCUGA